Messenger RNA from Saccostrea cuccullata (small rock oyster), 429 nucleotides. Its product is annotated as mesoderm-specific transcript homolog protein-like. NCBI's taxonomy places the organism in Eukaryota, Metazoa, Mollusca, Bivalvia, Ostreida, Ostreidae. The record is from RefSeq and is a predicted model, not a curated record. The coding region runs from base 1 to 429 and encodes 142 amino acids. The transcript is spliced from 5 exons.
AUGGAAUCAGUAACAUUUUGUAAAGCAACCCCUUUAACUCAAUCCCAGACCCUCGGGUUUGGAGAUGUAUUUGGAAUUAACACACAACCCACAGAAUCUGAAUUCAGAGAUUUUUAUGCAGCUAUUGCUAAUAACCAUGGUUACACAAUAAGCUACAAACUUCUAGGAUACAUUGCCGAGAGAAGCCAACACAAAAACCGAUGGGUAGGGGGUCUACAGGAAGCAACUAUUCCUGUCCACAUGAUUUAUGGCCCUUCAGAUCCAGUUAAUCCCUCUGUUUUUAUUGAUCACUACAAGAAGACUGUCCCCCGACACAGUAUUACGGUGCUGCCCCCCGACAUCUCACACUACCCUCAGUGGGAGGCCCCAGGGGAGUUCUCUAAAGCAUACAGGGGAUUCCAGGAAGGACUGUCAGCAAAGGGAAAAUGA